CUGUCUAAGGAGUACCCACACCAGUAAGAUCACAGAUAGAGUACUGAAGUACUAUUACUGCUACCAAGCCAAUCUAAACCAGACAUCAAUCAUACAGAUAUGUGGGUUAAUUGUCAACUUUUGAUUCUAAGACUGCAAAGAGAAAGGAAGAAUAAUCUCCCCAAAUUGCUCUGCAAUGAUGAAACCUAGAGUGGCAUCCUGGAUUUCAGGAAUAGACAUAUCAUAACUUCAUACCCAGAUAAGGACUCCAGAAGGAGAUGGUGAAUUAUCUCUCUGGAUGGAGGAUAUUUCAGAAACGAUCAUGGUCUUUGGUAGCCCCCAUAAAAAUGCCCUCUUUGAAUGAUACAGAAUUCCAUCCUUCCUUCUUCCUGCUUCUAGGAAUCCCAGGGCUGGAAGGUGCACACAUCUGGCUUGGCUUCCCCUUCUGUGCCUUAUACUUGGCUGCAUUCAUGGGAAAUAUCACCAUCCUGUACGCAAUUCAGACUGAACGAAGCCUCCACCAGCCCAUGUUCUACUUCCUGGCCAUGCUGUCAGGAAUUGACUUGAGUUUGUCCACAGCUACCAUCCCCAAGAUGCUGGGAAUUUUCUGGUUUAACUUGAAGGCUAUUGAAUUUGGAGCCUGUGUCACCCAAGUGUUCUUUAUCCAUUUUUUCACAGUCAUGGAGAGCAUUGUACUGCUGGCCAUGGCUUUUGACCGCUAUGUUGCUAUUUGCAACCCCCUUCGCUAUACCAUGAUCCUUACUCACAAAACCAUUGGUUUCAUUGCUCUGGUGGUUUUCCUAAGGAGCUUGUUUAUGAUAGCUCCUAUUGUAUUUCUCCUGCUUCAACUCCCUUACUGUGGGCACAGAGUCAUCCCCCAUACCUACUGUGAGCAUAUGGGUGUGGCUAGAUUGGCCUGUGCCAGCAUCAAAGUCAAUAUCUAUUUUGGGCUGGGAAAUAUUUCCAUAUUAUUUCUGGAUGUGCUUCUGAUCAUCAUUUCUUAUGCCAGGAUACUCCAGGCUGUCUUCCACCUCCCCUCCUGGCAUGCUCGACUCAAAGCACUCAAUACCUGCAGCUCCCACAUCUGUGUCAUCUUAGCCUUCUUCAUGCCAGCUCUAUUCUCCUUCCUCACUCAUCGUUUUGGCCACAACAUCCCCCAUUACAUCCACAUCCUCCUGGCCAAUCUCUAUGUAGUUGUGCCUCCUGCCCUCAACCCUGUCAUCUAUGGGGUCAGGACCAAGCAGAUACGGGAGAGAGUUUUGAAGAUUUUCUAUAAAAAACAAUGACAUGAUAGAAACAAGGAUGUCUCAGUGGUACCUUUUUUCAUUCUACCACAGUAAAUGAGCCUACCUGAAAACUCAAAGAGGUGAUGUGGCAUGCUGAAUAGAGAGCUGACCUCCGAAAUGGGAAGAUUUGGGUUCAAAUUUCACAUCCUAGCUCUGUGGCUUUGGCCAUUUUUCAGUGCACCAGGCAGAUGCCUAACAAUCUUAAGUUGCAUAGAAGGUGCCUAUCUGUAUUGGUAGAUUGUAUUUUAUCAUUUCAGAAUACUCCUUCCUAAUGAAUUUUUUUAAAAGAAUAGCUUUAAAACUCUCCUAGUAGGUACUGAUAACAUGCUUGUGUAUGGAUCUGAGUGUCUCUUUGAUGGAAUGUAUGUAUAAAUGGGUUGGUUUAUGGGUGGGUAAGUCUAAGUAGGAUUGAAAUGGCUGAGGAAACAAAGGUUCGAUUUUCUGAGCAUACCAGUUUACUAAGCAAUGCAUACCAAUUACCUAACAAAUUGGGACCAAGCCCUCUCAGCUUUGGCACUGGAC
This is a messenger RNA of Phascolarctos cinereus (koala), 1787 nucleotides long. Lineage: Eukaryota; Metazoa; Chordata; Mammalia; Diprotodontia; Phascolarctidae. The record is from RefSeq and is a predicted model, not a curated record.